AUGUGCGCUUUCGCGGCGCUGCCUCGUGAUGGUUACUACGCCGCCAACGAGCCCGCACUCGACGACCCGCGCGCGCUUCUCGAGGCCGACAACGAUGCCUCACAUGACUCCGUUGACUCGGUUGACUUGGAGAGUCCGCGGGUGCUGCGCAAUGUGGCGACGGACUUGAAGCGGUCGUCGGACGACCUGAGCGGCGCCGUGAAGGAUUCCAUCGGGCAGGCGGGGAGGAACGUGCAGAAUUCGUUCGACAGAACGUUCCGCACUGGCAAGUUCGCGGCGCCCAAGCGCCACGGCGGGAGGAAGCACCCGCGGGGAGGCGCUCCUAAGCGCAAACCGCCCGCCGCCCCCAAGCUUCCAGCUGCGCCCGCUGUUAAAACGCCAGCCGGUGCGAAGGAAACCAAGCAGGCGCCUCGAGAUAAGGCCAACUCGGGUGCAGCCCCCACGACUCCCGCUGCUCCCACUGCUGCUCCCGCUGCCGGCAAGCCAGCCCCUAAAACGAAGCCGGUGAAGGGCAACGCGGGUGCUGUCCCCAAGGCGCCUGUUCCCGCUGCUGGCGCGCCGGGUGUUCCGCCUAAGCAGGCGGGAGCUGCAGACAGCGCGGGCGCAGCCCCCAAGCUGCCCACCGCUCCCGCUGCUGCUGGCACGCCGGGUGUUCCGCCGAAGCUGGAGGGAGCUAAAGAGAACCCUGGCGGCGCAGCCAGCCAGCCACGGGUUUUGACUGAGGAUGGUGAUGACGUGGAGAACAGCGCUGACUUGGUUGACUCCGUUGACUCGAUUGACCCGGUUGACUCGGCUGAAUCUGUUGACUCGGUUGACUUGGAGAACCCGCGGGUGCUGCGUAAUGUGGCGGCGGACUUGAAGCAGUCGUUUGAUGAUUUCAGCGGUGCCGUGAAGGAUUCAAUCGGGCGGGCGGGGAGGAACGUGCAGAAUUCGUUCGAUCAAACGUUCCGCACUGGCAAGUUCGCGCCCAAGCCGCGCCGCGGCGGGAGGAAACACAAGCGGGGAGGCGCUCCCCCUAAGCGCAACCCGGCCGCCGCCCCCAAAACGCUCACUGUCCCCAAAACGCUCACUGUCCCCAAGACGCCCACUGUCCCCAAGACGCCCACUGUCCCCAAGAUGCCCACUGUCCCCAAGACGCCCACUGUCCCCAAGACGCCCACUGCCCGCAAGCCGCCCACUGCCCGCAAGCCGCCCACUGCUCCCGCUGCUGGCAUGGCGGCCGUUCCGAAGCGCACCGCGGGCGAUACGGGCAACGCAGGCGCAGAAUCCAAGCCUCUUACUGCUCCCACUGCUGGCAUGGCGGGUCCCGCGGGCGAUAAGGGCAUGGCGAGUCCCGCAGGCGAUAAGGGCAUGGCAGGCGCAGAAUCCAAGCCGCUCACUGCCCCCGCUGCUGGAAUGGCGGGUCCCGCGGGAGAUAAGGGCUACGCGGGCGCAGAACCCAAGCCGCUCACUGCUCCCACUGCUGGCACGGCGGCGGCUGGGAAAUAG
Messenger RNA from Closterium sp. Yama58-4, 1488 nucleotides. NCBI's taxonomy places the organism in Eukaryota, Viridiplantae, Streptophyta, Zygnematophyceae, Desmidiales, Closteriaceae. The record is from the annotation of a GenBank genome assembly.